This is a messenger RNA of Crotalus tigris (Tiger rattlesnake), 3930 nucleotides long. RefSeq names its product laeverin (gene LVRN). The coding region runs from base 472 to 3393 and encodes 973 amino acids. NCBI's taxonomy places the organism in Eukaryota, Metazoa, Chordata, Lepidosauria, Squamata, Viperidae. Gene Ontology annotation, biological process: proteolysis; peptide catabolic process. Gene Ontology annotation, molecular function: zinc ion binding; peptide binding; metalloaminopeptidase activity. Gene Ontology annotation, cellular component: cytoplasm. The record is from RefSeq and is a predicted model, not a curated record. The transcript is spliced from 20 exons.
CAAGGCUUCUUCGGUCUUGCGGAGAAAUAGGAUAGCCCGGGGAUUGGAGGACGGGGGGGGGAUGGAGGGGGCUGGUGCUUCCGAGACGUUGGGAUGGGACUCUAUGGGUGCGGCAGGACCUGCGCCGUUGAGCGCUUAUUCAAGAGUGCCCUCCUUCGGAGAGGAUCUCGGUCUAGAAGCGGGAUGCAGCCUUUCGGCUGGCCCUUUCGGGAGCCCGGCUUUGCAUUGAACUGAACCGAACCGCAUACUUCAUUGGCCAAGUGGGGUUGCCGACGCCUUCGGUCCUGAGUUUAGAAAGAGGCCUCGACCCCCCCUCCCCUUCCCCUUCUCUACGGCUUCGCGAAAGCGACGCUCCACCUCUACCCCUCCUCCCUCCCCCUCCCGCUCUCUCCCUCCCGCUAUUAUUUCGCCCCCCGCGUCUUCAGGCGCAGCUUUUCGCUCUUUUCCCCGGAGGGGAAGCCGGGCGUCGAGAUGGGCGUCAAACUGCGCUCCGGCUUUUACCUGGGAAAGAAGUUCGCGCUGCUGCUGGCGCUGCUCCCGGCCGCCCUGCUCUUGGCGCUCCUGGUGCUGGCGAUCCUCUACGGGCGUUGCGCGUGGGGACCGAAGGAAUCCGACCAGCUGAUCCCGGGCGUUCCGACGACGCCCGGGGCCAACGCCAGCGCGGAGUCCGCGGCGCGGCCCUCGGGGCCCUGGGAUCAGCAGCGCUUGCCCCGGCACGUCACGCCGAUCCACUACUCGCUCCUGCUCUGGCCCCACCUGGCGCCCGGCCUCCCCGAGCCCCGCACGCACUCGGGACAGGUGAACAUCACGGUGCGAUGCCACGAAGCCACCUCCACGGUGCUGCUGCACAGCGCCGAGCUGACUUACCAGGGCGCUUCAGUGUGGGGCCCGCUGGAGGAGGCGCCCGCCAACACCAGCCGCAGCAUCCCGCUGGGGGAGGUGUGGAUGGCCCCUGCGAACCAAUACCUGGUGCUGGAACUGCUGGAGAGCCUGAGAGCGGGAAGCCUCUACGAGCUGCGGUUCGCCUUUCAAGGGAAGAUUCAGCCGGGGCCGGACUACUCCGGGCUCUUCCUGAACACCUACGAGGACGAAGGCGAGAGCAGGUGGAUAAUUGUUUCACAGCUACAACCAACAGCUGCAAGAUAUGUUUACCCAUGCUUUGAUGAACCUGCAAUGAAAGCUACCUUUAAUAUCAGCAUUGUUCACCAUCCCAGCUAUGUGGCACUUUCCAAUAUGCCAGCUUUAGAUGCAUCUGAGUAUAAAGAUGUGAACGACACUGCACUGAGUGCUUUGAUGAAUGAAACUACACCAAUUAACUGGACUAUCACAACAUUUGAAACAACACUGAAAAUGUCUACGUAUAUCACUGCUUUUGUGGUCUGUAAAUUUGAUUAUGUCACCACAACUGAAAGAGGCAAUCAGAUACGUGUUUGGGCUCGGAAGGAUGCUAUUCAAAAAGGAUAUGCUAAUUAUGCUUUAAAUAUCACAGGGCCAAUAUUUUCAUUUCUGGAAGACUUACUAAACAUCAGUUAUCCUCUUUCAAAAACAGAUUUUGUUGCAGUACCUCUUAUGGAUCAGGGUGCAAUGGAAAACUGGGGACUAAUGAUUUUCCAUGAAACAUCCUUAUUGAGUAAUCCAGAAGAAAACUAUAUAUCAUAUAAAAUGCAUAUUUGCCAAGUUGUUGCUCAUGAGAUAGCACACCAGUGGUUUGGAAACCUAGUUACCAUGGAUUGGUGGAACGACAUAUGGCUUAAUGAGGGAUUUGCAACUUACUUUGAACAUCUAGGUCUAGACUACAUUGAACAUAUCAUGCCACUGGAUAAACUCUUUACCAAGCAGCUUGUACUACCUAUGUUGGCUAGCGAAAAUCAUGAAUUAAAUCAGUCUGUAUCCGAUACAGAAACCAGUCAAAGAGAUUCUUUAUUUGAACUGUUCAGUACAGUAACGUACCAUAAGGGGGCUUCUAUCAUUCGGAUGCUUUCCAAAUUUAUGACUGAAGGAUUGUUUAUCAAAGCAUUGAAUUCAUAUCUGAGUGCAUUUUCCUUUUCUAAUGCCGUCCAAGAUGAUCUGUGGAAUCACAUUCAAAAGGUAAUAGAUGAGCAAAAUGACUUCCAGUUGCCAGCAUCAGUAAAAAUAAUAAUGGAUUCUUGGACCUGCCAGAAGGGCUUUCCACUCCUGACAGUAGAUUUCUCAACUGGCAAUAUUAGCCAGGAACCAUUUUUUGCUGAAAAAAAAGAACACAACUCAGAUAGCACAUGGAUUAUUCCUAUUUCUUGGAUAAGAAAUGGAACAUUACAACCUUUAGUAUGGCUUGAUAAACGUAGUAAAAUAUUUCCUGAAAUGAAAAUAUCAGAUUCAGAACACGAUUGGAUUGUUUUAAAUGUGAACAUGAGUGCUUACUAUAGAAUCAACUAUGAUCAAAAGUAUUGGAGAAGAUUGGCCAAAGUGCUUGAAGAUGAUCCAAAGGCUAUUCCUUCUGUCAGCAGAUUACAGUUAAUGGGAGAUGCCUUUCAUUUGAUUUGGUCCAAUCACACUGGAUAUGAGACUCCAUUGUAUUUAACAAAAUACCUUGAAAAAGAAGAUGAUUCAACAGUGUGGAUGAUGGCAUUGCAUGUACUGGGCAUUUUCAACAGUGAUUUUCUUCUGAGAGAUCCUGAAUUAUACCCAGUUUUAAAGCAAUACUUACUACCACGAAUAACACCAAUAUAUCAUCACUACGCAAAUCUUCUUCGUGAGAGUCCUAAAGCAUUGGAUAUGAAGGUAUUCACCAAACAUGAUAUAGAGGAAAUUCUUAGAACAGCGUGCUGGUUUGGGCUUCGCGACUGUUUAAACCUAGCUUCUGAAUUCUUCAACGAGUGGAUGAACAAUUCCAAACAUGAGGUUCCUGUUUGUUUUAGCUCAACUAUUUGUUGCUAUGGCAUUUGGAUGGGGAAUGAGGAAGAAUGGGAAUUUUUAUGGAAAAUUUUUAAAAAGAAUGAGACUGAAGAUGCAUACAAAUCCAAUAUAUUCUUUGCCCUGAGCUGCACUCGCAUGCCGUGGUUACUUCAGAGAUACUUGCAUUAUAUCCACAAUGAUGAGCCGAAUCUACCAAUUAUUACAGCCGAAGCAAUUCGGAAUGUGGUCAAGAAUGAGAUUGGAUAUUUGACAGCAUGGAUAUUUGUAUCAGAAAAUUGGUCAGAUCUGCCCAUUAGGUUCACACUGAAUGCUCUCAUGACCACUAUUACUACUGACAUUCAAAUGCAAAUGAUACAGGUUUUGCUUAAUAAUACCCUUGAACCUGAAGAAAAAGUAGUGGCUACAGACAUAAUGCUGAAAGAAAAAUCUGAAAAUGAAAAAAGAAAAAAAUCAAUGACCAAAAUGAUCAUGUGGUUAAAGGAAAAUAUGGACAAUUGACAGUUGAGAAAUUUCUUUUUUAGAAAAAGAUAUAUUCAUAGCAAUUAAAAUUUCCUGGGUUAUUUUGGGUAUACAUAAAAUUGUUUUCCUGUGCAAGCAAUAAAAUAUCAUUCAGUAGAAAGCACAAAGUACUGGUAUUAAAUAAAUAAUGUUUUCUCCCAGGAGUACAAAAUUUCUACAAAAACAUUUGCAUAUUUUGUGGAAUUCUUCCUCUAAGAAUGCACUUCCAAAUGCUAUGUAAAAGGAACUUCAAGGAAUAUUAUAUAUUAAGGAGAUUGAACAAAGGACAUUUUUUAUGUCUGAAAUGAACUGGAAGCUAGAUGACUCUGUUGUUCUCUGAUGUGCCUUAGGAAAUGGGACUCAAACACUUUCAGAACUAUAGCUUUUUUAUUUUUUAAAUGAAAAUGAUGACAAUAAAAUAUAAACAUUUCAUUAUAAGAAUAUAUCAGCUGAAAAUGUUUUUCUCUGUAGUGAGCUAUAAAAAGUAUAUGUUUUUAUAUUAAUAUAUAUAUAUAUUAAAUAUUUUUUGAAAGUAAA